Molecule: messenger RNA, 11305 nt
Organism: Siniperca chuatsi (mandarin fish)
Lineage: Eukaryota; Metazoa; Chordata; Actinopteri; Centrarchiformes; Sinipercidae
Gene: shroom3
Product: shroom family member 3
Exons: 24
Coding region: 2736-8648 (1970 amino acids)
Biological process (GO): actin filament organization
Cellular component (GO): adherens junction; cortical actin cytoskeleton; apical plasma membrane
Molecular function (GO): actin filament binding
Source: RefSeq, a predicted model, not a curated record
GAGAGUCUAAAGGGACUUAUUCGGGCAGCCUGAUAAUAAGGAAUUGCUAUAGUCCAGCCUAGACAUAAUAAAUGCAAGGACUAGUUUUUCUGCAUCAUUUUGAGACAGGAUGUGCCUGAUUUUUGCAGUGUUUCGUAGGUGAAAGAAGGCAGUCCUUGAAGCAUGUUUCAUGUGUGACUUAAAGGAUAAAUCUUGAUCAAAGAUAACUCCAAGGUUCCUAACGGUGGUGCUCACAGUGACAAUGCUAACAUGCUGACUUUCUGCAGGUAAUAAUUACCCGGUUCACCAUCUUUGUUUAGCUUGUUAGCAUGCUAAUAUUUGUUAAUUAGCAGCAAACACAAAGUACAGCUGAGGUUGAUUGGAAUGCCUUUAGUUUUGCAGUUAUUUAGUCGUAAACCAAGUAUUGCACAAAUUGAAACUUUGACCUGAUGAUGGCACUAGAGGAAAGGUCAGGGGAUCACCAAAGUCAUUAGAAUGUAUUUUUUAUGGAACACGAAUAUCUGUAGCAAAUUUCUUAGUGUGACUGGCCGGCUGGCUAGCUAGCAACCUCCGCAGGUGCUAGCUUGCUGUCGCGCCAGUUUGUGGAGCUUCUCUUUGCUGUUUUGGUGAGGUAGAGACUUGACUCGCUGUCAAAACACCCCACAGGAGAACAAGUCAGAAAACCACAGGUUCCCAUUAAUUUUAUGAAUUUUAUAAUGAACAUUUGUGUUGUUAUAUUUAAACUAUCCAUCAACAGGGAAAUAAAUGCCUCUUUUCUAUGAGACUGGUCACUUGACAGAUCUUCAGCCAGCUCACUGGCCUGGCAGACCAACCAGCGCCUUCAGGUACCAGUCCAGGUCCGGAACUGGGUCCAGAGGUCGGUGUGUUUACCAGGGAAACUGUUAACUCAUAGUCCUUCAGAAUUAACAUUUCCCAUUACUCAACAGCACUCUGAUAAACAUUAAAUUCAUCUAAUUCAGUGCAUGGGAAAAAUUUUCAUGCCCACGGGAAACUUUCUUGUGAGCACGGGAUAGUUUCUGGUGAGUACUAGAUAGUUUCCUGUGCACACCAGAAACUAUUAAGAUUACUAUUACUAAGAUUUUUUUUUUUUUGCCCAUGUACCGUUUGGGGCUCCGUUCAAUCCAUCCAAUAAUUGUCGAGAAAUUUCACUCUGCACCAAAAAGGUCAACCUGCCAGUGGUGUUAGAGAAAAAGUCAGGGGAUCACCAAAUGCAUCAUCUGGCAACCAUGGAUAUUUCAUUCUUUAUUUUAUCAGUAAGUAAUCAGUAACAAAAUAAUUUAUUAUAUUUUUCAAGCAACAGGCCCAAUACUAAUCAAUGAUUCCUCACCUUUGUCAUACAUGUCUGUCCUUGUUUUUGGACUGUUUAGCAGUCCUUCUAACAGUGAUAAUCUAAUAGUCAAAAAUAGUCAGUUCAUUGUUCACUGUAGAACCACAUGCUGCAUCAUGAGACAUCUUUCUCCCUGCAGCUUCAAAAUCCAUUUCUGCUGCAAUGGCCUCAAUAAUCAGCCUGUUUUCAACAGCUCUCUAUCUGUCCUUCUUCCUCCAUCCUCCUCACUGUUCCGGUCCUCCCCACUUCCUUUCUCACCUUUGCACUUGUUAUUGCUUCUUCUUUACCUCUCACCCCCCCUCAAGUUAUUCUCUGUUAUUUAUCUUUUCACAGCUGUUAGACAGGAAAGACAAUAUUGUGGAGUUCCCUCUCUCUCGUCCUUCUGACUUUUUUUAUCCUACCUUCCUCUAUUUCUCUCCCUAUUUCUUCUAUUUUUACCAUCUCUCUAUCAGUCUUUUAGUUGCUUAAUUCCUUAGUAUCUUCUCUUCUUCCUAAUGACUCUUAUCUCCCUCCAUCCUCCCUCCCUUUCUUGCUACUCAUUCUCCCUCACUAUCUCUCACCCUACCUCCCACUUUACCUCCCUCCUCUCUCUCUUUGUCUCUCUCUCUCCUCAGAUUCUGUGUCUCUCGUUCAUACACCACAUCAACAGCUACCAUCCCCACCAAGCCAGGCAGAGGAUGUUUACUUUAUGCUUUUAUCGUAUGGCAGCCUAAUGACCCUUAAUUGCUUCAUUUGCUUAACAAGCUCAGGGCCGGGAACCAACGCAGCGAGACUCAAUCCGACCAGCCAGCCCAGGACUGGAACUGGAGCAAAGGGACAGAUCAGACAGUGGUAGAGACAGGAUCGGUAGAGGCGAGUAUUUUUCGAUGGAGUUUUGAUGGAAAAGAGGAAUAGAUGAAUAUAGAAAAUGCAGGAAUAGGGUGGUUGCUUCACUCUGGGUUGCAACGUUUUCAAAGGAGACACUGCAGACAGUGGACUGCAGCAUUAGAGAUGCAUUUCCCUUAGAAAUAGGGUGUUAAUUUGUGUCAGUUUAGAGAAGAAGCAGAGUAGAUGCAGGUACGAGAGGAAAGGAGGUUCUUAGGUUAAAGGUUAAAAAGUCGGCCUAUAUUAAAGGUUAAGAAAAGAUAUGGCAAACGAAUACAGGUGAAGGUCCAAGAGGUGUAGUGAAGUACAGUAGAAUGCAGCAGAGUAGAUUUCAUUAGAGGACAAGUACUUUUGGAAGAUACACAGGAGGGUAUCUAAGGGAACAGCUGAGUAGAGUUCUCUUGAAAAGUAGUAAGUAAUUACAUGGAAAUGGAACAUUCUGGGACUUUCUAAGUGAAGAAGAAAAAUUUAGAAAAGAGUACAGCUAAGAAGAAAGCAGAGAGUAGAGUAGAAACAAGAAUAUAGUGGACUUUGAAUCACGGCCAUGGAGCUGUUGGAGACAUUCUACCGCAGGAAACUCCGGAAGAAGCAGAAGAAAGCAGAGCUGGGCCGGUCGGACGGGACACUGUGUCGGUCGCCGUCAGAGGCCAGUGUCAACAGCCUGGCUACCGGCCUCAUCUCCAAAGUCCUAAGGUUCACUUCCAGACGCAGUGAGCCAGCAUCUCGUCCUAAAUCGUGGCAUUCAACGAAGCUCAGUGAAGGUCAGCAGGAAGUGGACCAGGGAGGGAUGGACAUGAUGAGCAGUGCCUGGCACCACAGCUACCAUGCCAGUGCCUCGACCACUGAUCUGUCCGGUGGGUUUGACUCUGGCGGCAGCUACCUGAGGAAGAGUCCAGACCAGUACAGCUCUAGGGGCAGCAUGGAGAGCCUGGACCCGCCUCAGUCCUCCCAGCUCCACUCCGGAGCUCAGCACCACCAUCCACUGGCCAACCCCACCCACAGAGGACCCCACCCAGCCUAUUCCUCCUGCCACCAGUUGUCCUCUUCCAGGUCCUCCAACAGCAUCGACCACCUCCACAGCAAACGAGACUCCGCCUACUCCUCCUUCUCCACCAGCUCCAGUAUCCCAGAGUACCUUGCCUCCACCCCCUCUUUCAGCCCAGAGCGCUCCUAUUCUCUGGAAACUGUCCCUCAGAGAGGAGGAGGAAGUGGAGAGAUGCAACAGGCUGACAUGCGUUACGUCCAGAUGGUUUACAACGCCGAGCAGGGCUUAUCUCAAGAGCGUGAGUUGAGCUCCACCUCCUCUGCAUUGCUACGUAACAGCGAUUCCAAAGGCGGGGUAGGGGAGAGGCCAGGGCUAAGCCGAGAUCUGCAAGGUUCAGUGGGCGGGGUCUUUUACCAUGGCAGCAGCGGUGGUGUACCGGCUUCCAACAGGCACAGUGUGGGUCCAAUAUGGGACCCGGCAGCCAGCCACAGCUCCUACGAGAUCCUGAAGGGGGCGCCGGCUCCACCAAGGCGCAGCGAUAGCUACGCAGUCAUCAGGAACCACAAGAGACCAAACUCUUGGUCCAGUCUGGAGCACGCCCGGUCACUAAGGUCUUUGCAGAAAGGUUCCUGGCAUCACUCCAGUGGCCCUGUGGCCUCAGGUGCAGCUAAAGGCUCGUACAGCGCUGAGGGUCAGCUUCACACAGUGAUAGAGAAGAGCCCAGAGAGCAGCCCCACCACAAAGCCCCGGCAGGGUGGAGGCUUUCCCCAGCCCCCAUCCCUCACAGGACCUGCAGGCCCCACCCCCCAGUCUGGCCGGCUCAUUCUGCCCCAAUAUGCACAGAUGCCCAGUGCCAACCCUGGGUCAGGCUCCUUCGGCGUCUACCCCGCCCUGGCCAAGGAGAGCAGCCGACAGCAGCACCAGGGGCUGCAUGGCAUCGGAGGGAGAGAGGAAGGAGCGACAGAGGGACAGGGGGAUGGAAGUAUGACAGCUACAGAAAAUGGAUACCAAAAUAACACUUCUUCUUUACCAUACCCCUAUUCCUCUUCUUCAACAUCUGCCUCUACACAGCUCAGGACUCAAGUACACAAGGCAGACAGGCCUCAACAAGAUGAGUCUAACUUUGGACCCUACAGACCCCACCUGAAAACUGCUGGAGGGGGAUCAGAGAGACAGACAGGGGCCCAAAGACCCCAAAACCACCAGGGACCUCACAGUCAGAGCUUCCAAGGGUCCCAUAUUCAUACAAGCCAGAGACCCCACAGCCAAGUAUUCCAGGAACAGAACCAGGAUUUCCAUAUUCCCUAUAUCCAGUUGACCCCUGGACUCAGGCCCCCAUCCUCACAACAGUGGAGGGACCCCUGCACACCUGUCCAGUCCAGGGGAGACAGGAGCAGAUCAGUGGACCAGACCAGCAUUGAUUCAGAGCUAGUGGUGUCCUCCAGGCUCACUCAAGGACAGGUACCACCUACCCACUUACCUGUUCAACCUCAGCCUCAGGCUCCACCCCCCUCUGCCUCCCAGCCUUCUCCCCAUCACCUCAGUGGCUCAGCAGCUCUGCAGUACCAGCACUGGGACCACAGAGAGCGGGACAAAGACAGAGAAAACCCACUGACCCGUCUGGAGAUCGCCCUCACAGAGGUCCAGCAAUGCGCCAGCCCUGACAGUGUCAUCUCUGCCAGUAGCCAUGACAACAGUAGCUGUGGUGAUGGUAGUCAGGGACCUGCCCACAGCCUCUCUGUCCUGGAAAAGAUCAGUUGUUUCGAGCGUUGGGAACAUGACGGAAAGCAGCGCAGUCACAGUACCACCAACAUACACAACAAAGCCACCCAUCGGAGGAUGAUCAGUCGCAGUGCCGCCUGUGGAGCAGAUGACCUCAGAAACAUGCUGGAGAGAUGCACCAAUGGGACCAAAGCCCACAGGACUCUGAGCUACAGAGGAGGUAGCAGUGAACACAUAAAAUACAGGAACCCAGCAGAUCCCAGAGGAGAGGCUGAACAGCUGGACAAAUCCAGGGAGGGUGACAACAGCAAAGACUUCUCCUGGAGACAGGACAUCCAAGACAUGCUGGGCUCUAUGCAGGACACAUCCUUCCGCAGGUCAGAGUCCUUCAGCAGGUCAGAGUCCUUCAGCAGGUCAGAGUUCUCCUGGUCAGAGUCCUUCAGCAGGGAAACUUUGAAAGAUGGCCAGUCUAAGGUCGUGCGGUCCACCUCCUUCAGACGGAGAGACCUCAGGUCCUCAAUCAGCCCUCCGCCUCCUGCAGCUCCUCCUCCCAUCUCCUCUUCCAGUAGCCAUCAGCCUCUGCCCGUAACUGCCAAGCACCACUCACUGGAGAAAAAAGGCCCAAAAACCAUGCCCAAACCACAGGGCAUCGUCAUCACGUCACAGUCGCCACCACUGGUCACUUCCCUUCACACCCCGAAGGAGCAGCAUGUGGUCAGCCCGGAGAUUCGAGGCCCAUGCCCCCCAGCCCUCCCCAGUGUCCUGCCUGUUGGACCUCCUGGUCUGAUGCGGAUCUGUGGCCGCAAGCGUCUGGCAGCGGACCAGAAGAAGCGCUCAUACUCAGAGCCAGAGAACAUGAACAAGGUCGGGGUUUCGGAUGCCGAGACUGCCGCCAUGUUCAGGCGUGGAGGAGAGACCAGCGUGGCAGACCGGCGGAAGAUGUUUGAGCUUGUGGCAAGUCGUGUCGGGGGCAGGUCUCCGCAAAAUGCCACGUCAAGGCACGACCUACGGCAGCUUCAGCACAACGCUCUGGCUGAGUAUGUGGAGAAGAAGAGAGGCAUGAAAAGAGAUGACGGAGGAAAGAGGAGUGGACUGAGGCCUUGCAGUGCUUAUCUACAGCCUGAAAACAGCAAUCAUACAGACACCAUCAGCCUCUCCUCCACCUCCAGCCUGCUCUCGCUCCAGGACUCUGGCACAGAUCGAAGCUUCUCCUCUGGAGAGCGGCGUCUCUGCUCCACCCUCCCUCCUGGAGCCGACCUGCAGAGCUUCCAAUCCAAUCUCUUCUACCCGGGCAGGGUGACCACUCCAAGGCCUCCAGUGCACCCACCGCCUAGUGCUCCUUCUGGCUCGUCUCCUGAGCCCCAGGCCCAGAUCAUCCGGAAUCUCACACCUGAAACAGGGCUCAGUGGACAGUCCACCAGCAGAGACUCAGGCCUGGGCCACCAGCAGCUGGCUGCAGAGCCUCAAUAUAACCUGGGACUGUCCAAGCAGCUCAAUGAGGCCCUGCAGAGGGCCGGGUCAGCUCGGGGCUCCAGGAAGUCGGCUUCUGCUGAUGAUCUCCUGGAGAGAUCCGAGGAGAGACAAACGACUACUCUACACUACCACUCCUGCUCCUCCCCCAUAGUAGAGAGACUGAACCAGGACUUCCCUCCAGGUGACAUCAGGAUGUUUGGUGUUUUCAUUUCUGAACCUGGACGCCACUCUCUGGCUGAGGACAGACCUGCAGACAUCCAGGUAUCAGAGCACCUUGUCUCUCCUCAACACUCCCAGAACAGUCUGAACACCAUCCAGCCUGCAGGACCUUCGCAAGACCCAGGCUCUUCCUACACUCACGUCACUCGUAGGGAGCGACAAAGGAGCAGCGAGCGGCAGCGAGCGAACAACACCUCCACCUUGGCGGCCUCCGUUGGCCUGCCCUGCCCUUUCACCCCAUCUGGGACUCAGUAUGGAGGCAGCGCUGAGUGGCAUGCUAGCGAGAGGCUGAGCCAGGCCAACCUGGAUGCUAUCACCUUCCCAGGCAUCUCACCAACCAGCACAGGAGAUGGCGAUAACAUUACUGAAUACAAUGAAACCCUGGUGAUGGACAGAAAGACAAGACACAGUUUGAGUGAUGCCUGCAUAUUAGAAGACACUGCAAAGGACAUGUACAGAGGGAGAGCCUUUAGUUUAGAGAUGAGUGGAGGGCAUUCUGCAGAAAACACCAAACAAGUUUCACCAGUGACGCCAACCCCCCUUCCCCAUUUCCAGCUUGCAGCCCCACCAAACAGGAAGAACAGCAGUAGCACCACAUUGUCUCCUCCCCCAUUCUCAGCUCUGACCACUUGCCACCACAUGUCCCCAUUGCGAAUCUCUGAGUCCAGCCUGUUCAGCCCCAUCGACCUGCAGCAACCACUAGAAACAGGCCUAUCGCAGGAGGACUUUGACGAGGUCUUCCUCCAAAAUCCUGCCCCUCUGUCACCUUCUCCACCAAUCAAACAGACAAGCAUUAUGGAGGACUUCCCUCCUCCUCCUCCCCUCGAGUUGGAGCAGGAAGCUGGACACCAGACUGUGGGAAGUCAUAGCAUGGAGUUCUUAAACAACUCCAUCAUUCCCACCAGGAAGUCAUCCCUCCUCUCCUCUCCAACGUCCCCCUCCUCCUCUGUCUUUCCUCUGCCUGUGCCCAGCCUCCUUCCUUCCCUGAAGCCUCAGCCCUCCACCAUCACCUCCAUCACCACAUCCACCACAACCGACGACGGCCUCGGUCUUCAGUACCAGCCCCUCCCCAAGAGGGUAAAGACAUCCGAGGAGCUUCGAGCAGAGGCGCUGGCCCGGCAGCUGGUGUUGCAGGACCCCUCUCUGGCGCCCCUCCUGGACACAUGGGGGGGUAAAUCCACUGUAGAGCUUAUGGAGGAGAUCUUUCCAAACGGAAGAUUGGUUGGGAAAUCACCAUGGCAAUGUAGGGGCAGUAGCCGAUUAAAUGACAGGAUUCAAGAUGGCGUCUUGAAUCAGAGCACAGCGACAGAUCGAGGCAAGGAUACCGAUCUGGAUGAGGAUAAGAAAGACCUCAACACCAGGAAGGUGGAGCUGUGUGAGGCUCUGAGGUGUAGCGUGGCAGCUCUGCGGCAGGAGAAGGAGGCAUUGUGUGAGGAACAGAGAUGUCACCAGGCACUGGGAGCGAGAAUCGAAAUGCUGGUGCAGGAACACCUCAAACCCAACGAGCGGGACAAGUACAGCAUGUUCGUCGGAGAUCUGGAGAAGAUCGUGAACCUGCUGCUGUCUCUGUGCAGUCGGCUGUCGAGGAUCGACAGAUCUCUACUUGCUCUGGAGAGAGAGGAGCUGAUGCAGGAGGACGUAGCAGAGGAGAGGGACUCCCUCCAUCACAAACGCUCUAUACUCCUUUGUCAAACUGAAGAUGCCCAGGAGCUGAAGGAGAACUUGGACCGGCGGCAAUGCGUGGUCCAAGCUAUCCUGUCCGGCUACUUCACCGAACCGCAGCUCCAGGACUACCGUCGCUUCAUCAGCACCAAACCCUCCCUUCUGAUUUGCCAGCGGCACCUCGAUGACCACAUACGACAGGCGGAGGAGCAACUGACGCGAUUGGCCGAGAGCCUGCCACUGGAGCUGGCUGAAGCUCACGGUUGGUCGAGAGCUUGUCCGUUCUCAUCGUCAAGCCCUGCCCCCUACUCUUCUCCUUUUCCGCCGCAGCUUCCUCCCUCUGUGAUUCCAGGCCCCACCCACUCAGUCAGGUCCACCACUGUGACAUCACUGUGAUGUCAUGGACAGGCCGCUAUUACGAGUGGCAGUGAAGGACGGGAAAAGAAGAAGAGACAAUUGGCUCCCUAAAAACUCACUCAGAGCUCGAGAGAUGCUCUAAGUUGAAGGAGCAAUUUACAUUUAGGAAGAGUUGGCCUUAAACGGGCUCUUUUCACACUGAAACAACUAUGCAGACUUCACAUGUUGAAGAAAAGCCUUUAAUGUGCCUCAUUGUAUUCACAUCCGACUGUACGUUACACCUCUGUUCACCUCAACAUCACCAUGCAGCACUGUGUGGACUAAACUGACUGCUGCCAACAUUUCUAAUUAUCCUCUGCUCUGAAAGGUGAUUUUUAUGGGCCAUCAGGUGUUUUCAGAUUGACGAGAUUUAAAGCUGUAAAUGCAAAAUUCAGCUUUAAUUUAUGUUCCAUUUUCCAGAUAGAUCAGAAACCCCCACAUUUACAGAAAUGUUACAAAGGACCUCUGGCCCUGCAUUCAUCAACAACAUGAGAACUCUUCAGCUGUAGGCGCCAGAGGGGUUUAAUAAAACUGACCAUAAUCCUGGCGCAGACAGGUGAAUUAAUAGUAAAAGGAUAGAAAGUUAUUUUUAAAAGUCAGCAAAAAGUUCCAAUUAUACUGGAAUUGUCCUUUAACAACCAUGGUGUUUUCAGGAAACUCAAACAUUCAGACGUUCCUCCAGGAACUCUUUAUUUCUAAUGACAAGACAAAUUGAGCAGGUGUGUUAUGUCCCAAAGAUAAAAUACAAUCAUCUUUAAAAUAAAAUAUAAUUUUGUCAUCUUGUCAAACCCUCCUGAGAUUUUUACAAGGCCUGCUCAGCUUUCGCACAUGUACAGUCAACUUACAAAAAUAAAUUAACACCAAAAUUGGAGGGACACUGUUUUUAUUUUACAGAAACACAAAGAAAUACCCAAAACUCUGAGAUAAUCAGAAACUGAGUGUACAGAUCCUAAAAGGUAACUGCUGUUACUGCUGAACUGUUAUGAUCACUGUCACAUGAUACUGUAACACUACUACUGUCACUACUGCCUAUAUGUCUGGAGCUGUAGCACUUUUUAGCAGUUUUUACACUGAAUGAUAAACAUCGUUCUACUUAUGCCUCUUUAAAAGUUGAUGUGAUGAAGCGUUUGUUGUCAAAAAAUGUUUUUCUCGGGAGAAAUUGUUUGCCGAUCUCAACUUGGUUUAUUUUUGGAUUUGAGGUUUAGUUUGAUUCAAAAAUCAAUUAUUUUUCAGUUUCAGCAUUUUACUAGGGCCACAACUGCAACAGUUACCUUAAUUUCCAAAUAAUUAAUAUUUUUUUUAAUUAAUUGGUCAGACAUCAAGUCCAUAGAAUGUUAAGAAAAACAACAAAUACCAUGAUUUACCAAACCAAAAGAUAUGUAAUUUAUAAUAUGAAACACAGAAAAGAAACAAAUCUUAACUUUUAAUUGAUAAAUAAUGUAAAUAAUAAGCCCAUAAGACAUUUUAAAGGAGCACUCCAGAUAUCUUGACUUCACACCCCAAAAACACUAUAUAAUGCAACUUGAUAGCAUCUUUUAUUAGACAUUCCCUGCCUGAUAAAUGCCCUUAACUUUUAAAUUCCACACCUCCAGUUUAUAACACAGGAUCAGGUUUAUAUUUGAGUCACAUGUUUUUAAAAAUAUUUAACUGUCAGUUUUGCAAUGUAGCAGGUGCCAUUUGGCUUCCCUUCAGUUCAAUUCAUCUGGGGACUCCAAAUGGCAUAAAGAGCAUCCGUUUUACAAAAUCAAUAUUUAUUGUUUAAUUAACAGUAGCAGCAGUGUGUGGAAUCUAAAAUACAGAGACGGUACUUAGUUGAAGUACUGAUCAGUGCAUGUUUUUACCAAGUGGCGACCUCUGGGGCUAAAAACUGCAAUUUUUCAAAUGGCCACUUGAGACUGGCUCAAAAAGUGAGUCUAUCUCCAUAAACCCCCAUGUUAAAAUGCCCAACUUCACAGCAGAAAUAAACAUGUUUACAGCCUGGUACAAAAAAUGGCUUUGGUCUCUAUAGCUAAUUUCUCCAUUUAUGACAGCUCUACGGGGGUGAAUUUUUAUAUAACUCACCCGUAAAUUAUAUUAAGUGCUUAAGUUUAUGCAUAAUUAAGGACAUGGCCGCCUUGAGUGACACAUGGGUGCCGUCACAGGUAGCUGGUUUUAGAAACCAGGCUUCAUUUGUCCCACCUCAGUUCCACCCACGCUCCACCGCUUUGCCCAUUUUUGGAUUAGCCGGGAGCCGGUGGAGUCAGGGACUGCCAAGAUGGUGUCGGCUGGAGCCACCACACUGAGCUUCACACUGGCUCCUCAGAAACCUAUGGCUGACGUCACGAAGAAUACAUACAUAUUUUAUACAGUCUAUGGUUUUUACCUGUUUUUCACUCUGAACCGUUUCAUUCUAUAGCACAUGAUUCAUUUGACUGCUGUAUGCUGUUUUUCAUAUUCUCAAAAAACUUAACACACAAUCUUCCUUAUGUCCUCAUCAAUAACCCAGAUUUUACUGGUGAUUAUUGUUUGUUCAUUGUUAUUUGCAGACGCACAACAGAAUAUCUCAGCCUCAGAUUUUUUUGUUUGUUGUUGAAUGAAAUUAAGUGUUUGCUUUAUGAAAGAAUAACGAUUAAACAACAGCUCCUGGUUUUUGCAAAAUAAAUGUAUUUUGUAAAUGA